Molecule: messenger RNA, 1251 nt
Organism: Tetranychus urticae (two-spotted spider mite)
Lineage: Eukaryota; Metazoa; Arthropoda; Arachnida; Trombidiformes; Tetranychidae
Gene: BORCS6
Product: BLOC-1 related complex subunit 6
Biological process (GO): lysosome localization
Cellular component (GO): BORC complex
Source: RefSeq, a predicted model, not a curated record
AUUAUCACAGCGAAUAAAAUUUUACAGCUGUUUUACCUAAUAGCUCGAAUGAAUUGACUUUUAAUCCUAAUUUGUGUAAAUAAAGACGAUUUUAAUGACUUUUGGAUCAUCAUAAAUCUAACGACGUAAGUUGUAACAAUGUUACUGUGAACCAUUGGAUUCUUCAAUGUAUCCCCCAAUCAUUGACAUCAGAUGAAAAAUGAAAUCAUUUUUCAAAUUAAUCUUUUUUCAUCUUGCUGAAGCUCAAGCCGAUUGAAUGAUGAUCCUCCUUAUUUGAGACAAUUAGUGUUUUAAUUAUACUUAUAAAACGAUUUCUUAUUAGUCUUUUGUCCAAUUUUUAAGGUAUGUCUGACUCCGAUGCUGCAAAAAAUACUGAGGUUAAACCCUCAGCUAGUGGUAAAUCUCCAACAGAUGAUGGUCCUUGUGACGAUUUACACUACGAUAUGAUGACCUCUUCUUACACAGAAAUCUCUUUUGAUGAAAGUGAUUUAGAGGAUGGUAUUGAAGCUGAUGAUAAUAAUGGUGACUCAACAAACUCAGCUGAUGCCAGUAAAAAUAAGCAAAUUCCCGGCAGUUUAUCAUUGCCUCAUUUAUCUUCAACUAUUAUUGAUUGGAGCGAACGAGCUAAAGCAGAGUACGAAGCUGAGUUUGGUAAUACAUCUGCAAACAAGCCAUCUACUGAAGAAAAAGAAAAACUUGCGGGAAAUAUUGAAUACUCAGACGAUGGUAUGAUCACAUUCGUCGCCCAUGAUCUGGAAAACAAAUUACGCUUAUCUUCAGUCAUGUCAAGCCCUUGUAUUAGUUCCUCUAGUGACGAACCAUCCUCUUCGAAUUCAGCCACUCUAGACUUGAAUUUUCUGAGUAAAUUAGAGUCCCAAGCUCAACAAAUCUCCAAAAAUUUGGACCAAGUGAUGAAAUAUAUCUACAAUUAUACAUGUCAAGUAUCUUCUUUGACACUUAAUAGUGUAAAAAACUUUGAAACUUGUUUAACUGCAACCUGUGAUUCCGUUGAUUCCAAUAUAAAGUUAAUGUAUCAAUUAAUGGCCAAAUACGAAGAACUUGGAAGUGUCAUGUCUCCAAUUGAAAAAUUAGCAGAUGAAAUAAAAGAAGUGAAAAGGCUGCUUGCUCUUUUUGAGAGAGAAAUGGAAACAAAUCGAUACCAACAGUGAAAUAUUGUAUAUGAACGAUGAACCAAGCAAUCUACAAAUAAAGAAAAUUAUCAAGGAAUUUAUAAAUUUCCAACAUGCAAAA